CCUACCCACGAGAACAUGCCUCUCACAAAGGAUCUCCUUCAUCCCUCUCCAGAAAAGGAGAAGAGAAAACACAAGAAGACACGUCUGGUGCAGAGCCCCAAUUCCUACUUCAUGGAUAUGAAAUGCCCAGUAUGCUAUAAAACCACCGUGGUCUUUAGCCAUGCACAAACUGCAGUUUUGUGUGUUGGCUGCUCCACUGUCCUCUGCCAGCCUACAGGAGGAAAAUCAAGGCUUACAGAAAGAUGUUCUUUCAGGAGGAAGCAGCACCAAAAGCACUCUGAAUCAAGAUGAGUAGGAAACCAUCUCAAUAAA
Cebus imitator (Panamanian white-faced capuchin) is the source of this 312-nucleotide messenger RNA. RefSeq names its product 40S ribosomal protein S27-like. Gene Ontology annotation, biological process: translation; ribosomal small subunit assembly. Gene Ontology annotation, cellular component: cytosolic small ribosomal subunit; ribosome. The transcript has a single exon. Gene Ontology annotation, molecular function: RNA binding; structural constituent of ribosome. NCBI's taxonomy places the organism in Eukaryota, Metazoa, Chordata, Mammalia, Primates, Cebidae. Bases 16 to 291 code for a protein of 91 amino acids. The record is from RefSeq and is a predicted model, not a curated record.